Molecule: messenger RNA, 3502 nt
Organism: Amblyraja radiata (thorny skate)
Lineage: Eukaryota; Metazoa; Chordata; Chondrichthyes; Rajiformes; Rajidae
Gene: dgcr2
Product: DiGeorge syndrome critical region gene 2
Exons: 11
Coding region: 153-1796 (547 amino acids)
Cellular component (GO): membrane
Molecular function (GO): protein binding
Source: RefSeq, a predicted model, not a curated record
CUCCGCCCCCUGAACAACUGCUCCACUCGCUCCCGGGAUUCUCGGCGCGGCGUCGUCGCCAUCUUAUGUGUUUCUCAAAGCCUGAGCGGAGAGCUGGUGCGUGUGGCGGGGCUGGAGCUGCUGCAGCCGGCUGGAGGAUGCCUGGCGGAUAAAUGUGGGCCAAACCUAACAUCCCUCUGCUGUUGUUGCUGAUCGCGGUGGCGGCGAAGCCAGAGCGGCCAGGACCGCGGCUCGGUCUGGCAAGACUUCUGUCAGAGCUGCGCUGUACCACUGGAGAAUUUGCUUGCAAGACUGGAACUAUUCAGUGUAUUCCUCAGAGCUGGUACUGCGAUGGAUGGCAGACCUGUGAAGAUGGCAGUGAUGAACUCGAUUGUCCAGGAGUGAUUGGUGAUCACCGCGGGCACCACACAAAGGAAACUACUGACCUGAAACAGGUGCGUGGCAGAACUGCCGAGGACACUCGCUUCUACCCGAUCAAUGUGGCCCAGCCCUUCCAGUUCACCCGUAAGUGUCCAACAGGCUGGCAUCACUAUGAGGGGACAGCGAGCUGUUACCGAGUGUAUUUGAAUAGUGAGGACUACUGGAAUGCUGUCCAAACAUGUCAACGAGUGAAUGGAUCGUUGGCUACAUUCACUACUGAUCAAGAGCUGCGCUUCAUACUAGCUGAAGAAUGGGACCUAGAGGAACGGCCAUUGAGUCGCAAGGACCAACGCAGGUUCUGGGUUGGCUAUCAGUACACGAUAACAAACAGAAGCCACACCUCGCUAGAGGGACAGUGGGAAGUAGCUUAUAAGAGCAGUUCCACAGAGGUGUUCCUUCCACCAGAACAGGUGCCAACGUUUGGAAUGACCAUCUCGGAGCAAGAAAAUGUGCUGUGUGCUCAGCUGCAAUGCUCCCACUUCCCCAGCCUGCGGCACCACGGAUUACACAGCUGGUAUGCUGAGAACUGCAAUGAGAAGUCGGCGUUUCUCUGCAAAAGAAGUCAAACCUGUGUGGAUAUAAAAGAUAACGUGGUAGACGAGGGCAAGUACUUUACUCCAAAGGGCAAUGAUCCAUGCUUGAGCUGCACCUGCCACAACGGCGAGCCAGAAAUGUGUGUAGCAGCUUUGUGUGAGCGGCCACAAGGGUGUCAACACUUUGAAAAGGAUCCAAAGGAAUGCUGCAAAUUCACAUGUCUUGACCCAGAUGGCAGCGGCAUUUUUGAUUCUAUGGCGAGUGGAAUGCGUCUGAUCGUAAGCUGCAUUUCCUCCUUCCUCAUUCUGUCACUGCUCCUCUUCAUGGUCCACCGGUUACGGCAACGACGGAGAGAACGAAUCGAGUCUCUUAUUGGGGGGAACUUGCAUCAUUUUAACCUCGCCCGAAGCAGAAUGCCAGGCUUUGAUUAUGGUCCAGAUAGCCUUGGAUCAGGCCUAACUCCUCUGCAUCUCUCUGACGAUGGUGAGGGAGGAGCAUUCCACUUCCACGAUCCCCCACCUCCAUACACGGCUUAUAAAUACCCAGACAUUCAGCAUCCUGAUGAUCCACCCCCUCCGUAUGAGGCAUUCAUCAAUUCAAACAGCAUGCUUUGUGUAAGCCCAGAUGGUGGUCCUGGGCAGGUGGUGGAACAGAGCAGCCAGCGCGCUGUAGCCGAGACCGUCAUUGGAGAGCCGACUGAUGUGAGCAGCUUCACUCUGGAGGUCGCCACAGAGGAACUGGAAGUCUCGGCUGGCAGCAGUACCUUACUGGUGCCACACCCCAUCCACCCAGAGAGUGCGCUGAAUCGCAGCAGUCACUCUUCAGUAAAUACAGUGGUAUAAAUUGGAAGGGAGGGCGAUUAAUCAUUGUUUUAUUGAAUUUGGGCAAAUGUUUGCACAGUGCUAUAUUGACAAUACCAGUCAGAUGACUUAACAAGACUUUGGUUCUGGUCUCCAGCAGAUUACCCUGUUUUGAUGAAUGAGUUGAUCAUUUGUGUAUAUAUUGAUGAUGGAAUGCAGCACGUUUCCCAGUUCGCGGGUAUCGUAGGACAUUAGAACCCUAAACGGCAGCUGUUUUUUUUUUGUGUUAUUUUUAAAUAGACUUUGCAUACAAAUACAGGGCUUAGAAUCAAGAGGCUGGAAGAGACGUGAGGGAUAGGUGGUUCUGUGUGCAUCGCCAACCUGUGGGAUAAGCAAGGCUCUCGGACUGGGAGUGGACCAGGCCCAGUCCUUGGCAAGUGCCGAGCGACGUCUCCACACAAACAGAAGUAUAACUGAUGAAGCCGGCUGGUACUGUUGCUCGGAGCAGCCUAUGUAAUACGAGGGUGAAAGGUAGGUGGGUGUACGCGUCACUGGGAGGGGGAGCAGAGUCACAGGCCAUUUGGGGAGGGCAGGUGGUGUCAUUCUGGGGCUAGGGUAGAGUCCUGGGAGGGGUUGUAACGCAGUCCUAUGUGCACUUUGGUGGAGGGUGGUAUACAGGGAGGUGGGUGGGGGUGAGCGAAGCCCUAGGAUGGGGUACAGGGUCUGCAGCGCUUCAUGAAGGGGUUGAUGGUUUACAAGUUCUGUCGCAGAGGGAAGGGUUACGACUUCGGUCAGUGGGGUGGCUGCACGUCCUUUCACUCCAGGAGGGUGAGGAGAGGUCUCCACUCCCAUUGACGCUUGCGGUGAGUGAUCAAUUCUGUGACGCAUGGCAGGGGCGUUACAGCCUCCUGUGUAGGUGGAUUGGGUUAAGGGCCUGAAUCAGAGGGAGUGCACCACAGUGGGAGGUCUGGCUCAGUUGUAUUUUUUAGCAGUACUGUAUCAGUACUAAUGUUUAAUAAGCUGAGAAUGGAGGGCUGCUGACUGGCCCAGAGUGGCAGGAGGUCCUAUGUAUUACACAGUGCACUCGCAAGCACUUCUCUAUUCUCUGCUCCCUGCCCCUGCUCCCUCCCCUGGAGCUUUUCACUGCUGAUGAUAUUGAUCAUUGCUAUGGUGCAGUUAAUAAUGAAAUGUCAACAAUGUUGACGUGGUCUAAUGAUCACCUACAUUGAUGUGAUUGAUAUGAAUCAAUGCUGUUAGUGCUGUAUAUUGAUGUGGUGGCUGAUAAUCAUGUUGAUGUGAUCUGAUGAUACCUAUCAAUGAUUUUAAUGUUGGUUGAUGUGAUUGCUGGGCUUUCUGUUGAUCUGGUUGCGGUAGCCAAUUUGUUGGAAUAAAGUCCAUUCAAAUGGGGUUUUGGGAAUUCUGCACUGUCUUUGUAUCGGCUGGUCACGGUCCCUCCCUUCAUUCCUCAAUUGUCAAAUAAACACAGACGUGCACAUGCGCUCACAACCUAUUCGAACACCGCAGUUAACAGACAUUUGUAGUUUGUGAUUGGAACUUUCUGUGGCAGUGGAAAGAUUUUGAUACUCGGUGAAUAAUAAGUAGACUAAAUUUGAUACCAUUAUUAGGUCUGUGUGUUUGUUCAGAAUUUUCCAUUUUUCACUUGUUCUUUCACUGCAUCAUGUAAGGACUGAUUCAAUGUCUUGUACUCCUGUUAACAAAAUGAAAUGCCAAAUAAAUUCUGAAGUGGA